Molecule: messenger RNA, 3022 nt
Organism: Epinephelus moara (kelp grouper)
Lineage: Eukaryota; Metazoa; Chordata; Actinopteri; Perciformes; Serranidae
Product: insulin-like growth factor-binding protein 2-B
Exons: 4
Coding region: 110-922 (270 amino acids)
Biological process (GO): regulation of insulin-like growth factor receptor signaling pathway
Cellular component (GO): extracellular region
Molecular function (GO): insulin-like growth factor II binding; insulin-like growth factor I binding
Source: RefSeq, a predicted model, not a curated record
UUUACCCAACUCACAGUUGACUGUCAGGGUCCUGAGGUUCAUACUGUCAUCUUAUGACCAAGGGUCAUUUUGACUUACGGUGGCCACGAAAAACCUAGAAAGCGUUAGAAUGGUCAUAUAUGUUACUUACGGGUUGCUGUUUGCAUAUUUUGCUUUGCCAGGAUUCUUACUUGGGGAUUUGGCUUUCCGAUGCCCAAGUUGUACCGCGGAGCGCCUAGCUGCUUGUCCCAAAGUCACAACAGCAUGUGCGGAAAUAGUAAGGGAGCCAGGCUGCGGCUGCUGUCCACUGUGCGCCAGGCUUGAGGGGGAGCUUUGCGGGGUCUAUACACCGAGGUGCUCCAGCGGCCUGAGGUGCUACCCAAGCUUGGAAAGUGAAUUACCUUUGCAACAGCUCAUUCAGGGUUUAGGACGAUGUGGACAGAAAGUGGACCUGGAUGUCACAACAAGUCUGGACCACCAGGCAACAAAUGAGGUGCACGGAACUGAGAAUCCACUCACCAGAAGACCCACUGCAGAUGCUUGGUUCUGGCAGGAGUGGGCCAGGAAACAACACGUGCUAAGGGUGGGCACCAAGAUGAAGACGAAUCAACUAGAGGACCCUCGAACCCAGAAAGUUCUGCAGAGUGCCUGUCAGCAGGAGCUGGACCAGGUCUUAGAGGAGAUCUCCAAAAUGACCUCUGAGGACAAUAGAGGCCCGCUGGAGAACCUGUAUGAACUCAAAUUUCCAAACUGCGACAGACAUGGACUGUACAAUCUCAAACAGUGCAACAUGUCCACCCAUGGCCAGCGGGGCGAGUGCUGGUGUGUUAACCCAUUAACCGGGGUCCAGAUUCCAGCAACGCCUAAAGUCAGAGGGGAUCCAAACUGUAACCAGUUUCAGGAGGAGCUCAGAGCGAUGCCCACUGCAGCAGUGUAUCAAUAGCACAAUCCAGCAGAUCCUAUGACAUGGUUGGGUCUUAAAAAUUCUAAAUCUGGGAGGAUUUUUCCAUGAAUAUGGUUAUGCUAUCAACAUGUAAAGAAGUUGCUGUAGUUGAAUGUUUUUGUCUCUUUUUUUUAAUUUGCACCAGGUUUAAGGUUAAAAUAUUGACUGAACUAAGGGAUAAUUUUUACUCUUUGUCAGCACAUCUCAUAAAGACACAAACCAUUCUAAAUGCUUUCCAGGUUCCCUAGCUGAUAUGUGGGGCUGUAACUCUUAAAAAGGGGGCACAAAUAUAUGGGUUCUUUUUAUUCUUUUCAAUGUCCUGAAAAAGCUGGGCAUUGUAGUUUUCAGCAUAUGUUACUCCCCAUUUUAAGUACAUAGUUUAUUUGUUGGGGACUAUUUUUAGCUGUGGAUUAAUACCAUUUGGUCCACUACUAAGUUUUUAUGCAUUUACAACAGCAGGACAGUUUAUGUGGGGUUGACUUAAACUACAGUGCCAGCUCUCAGUUUAAUAAAGAAACAUGCCACCAAAUGCAUCUGCCAGUCUGAUCCUUAUGACUUGUGCCAAAUGCGUCCACAAACAACUGCCUAUUACAACUGACGCAGAGUAAGAUUAGAAUCAUUUUUAGUUGUGUUUUUGACCCCCUGACAAAAGUAAGUCCAAUAUUCACUCUAGUUUUAGCUCUAUUUUGAUCUCCACCAACUCAUGAGGAAACAAAUCUGUUAUUUAGCUGCUAAAUGCUCCACUGUGGUUGCUAACUUUGUCUGCCAUUUGGUGCUGUGUAACCAGCGUAAAGUACAGUGGGUUAAAAUGGUGCAGUGGAUAUGUUCAACCUGUUUCAUUUCCAGGUUGUCAAAUACUGGUGCUUUGUCAAGCCCCCGGCGUCUCAUAGUGAGGCACAGGGCACCCUUUAGCAUAUUAAUGUGACACACAACUAAAACACAUUGAAAAACAUGGUUAUCAUUGUGAAAUGGUCGCAGUUAAGUUUAAGCAACAAAACUACUGGGUUUGCUUUAGAAAAAAGAUUGUGUUUUCAGAUGAGAUAAGUAUGUUUUGUACAUAACAAAACAUGACAUUGUCUUUGGCGUUAUGAUCAUAGCCAAGGGGCAUGAGAAAGUGUUGGUAUUGACAACCUGGUAAUGAGAGCUAGCUGGUAGGUUAUGGUAGGACAGCAGUGACACUGCACCAAAACAGGAAAAUUGCAAUGAGCUAUAAGAGGCUAAAUGCUCUCUAAGGCUGAGGGUAACUGCAGAGUUGGGUGAUAAUUAUCUGUUGGUUUGUCUCUAUAAGCAACCUGUUUCACAUUACACAUUAUCAUUUGAUCUAUUGUUUGCAGAAAAAUGUUAACGUGCAGCUUUGAGGUUUAACCUACUACGGCUUUUAUUUGAAUUCAAAGGACUUAUAUACUAUCUUAGUAACUUGUGAUUUUGUAUUUGUUUUACAGUGACAAUGUGACAUCUGCCCAGUAAUCCAGAAAAGUCCAGGUGACAUGUGAAUAUUAUGUUGACUUUUUCAUGAAAACAUGGAACUUGGUACACUUGUACUGUUUGAGGCCCUGAAAUUUUCAAAUAUGAAGCCACUGUAGAAGUGCCUCAUGGUAGCCAUGGUGCACACUUAGCUGUGCGCCAUAACUGAAUAAUGUUAUUGACAUCAUAUUCCAUGAUCUAAACAUGAUGACACACAAUAAAUGAUUUCUAGUCAAUACAAGUGUACCAAGUUUUAAUCUUUCAUGAAAAAAUGAACAUAUUACCUCAAAUAUAUUACAUAUCACCUGGACUAUGAAAAAUAGCAUUUUGGCUUAAUCUAUAUUUAUCAGCGGUGUGAUUAUUAUCAGAUUAACCCAGAAAUCCAGAUUUUCCAACCUAAAACUGUGACUCGUGCCAGGUUUGAUGUUAUGCCAAUGAACAUGUACUUUAGGCACACAUUCCUUUUGUGUACUUGAGCUGAGGUUAAAGACUUAACAGGUGCUCCUUGAAAUCCUUUCACAUAUCAAAAAUGUGUACGCACAGUCUAGAACUCAUUUUAGUGCCAAUAUGUUGUGUAACCUUGUUUCUAUGAUUAAAUACUUUGCAAGCAGGUAAUUAAAAGUUUUGUCACUGUCA